This is a messenger RNA of Leptopilina boulardi, 1202 nucleotides long. RefSeq names its product tropomyosin-1-like. Gene Ontology annotation, cellular component: actin filament. NCBI's taxonomy places the organism in Eukaryota, Metazoa, Arthropoda, Insecta, Hymenoptera, Figitidae. The record is from RefSeq and is a predicted model, not a curated record. Gene Ontology annotation, molecular function: actin filament binding. The transcript is spliced from 6 exons. The coding region runs from base 284 to 1138 and encodes 284 amino acids. Gene Ontology annotation, biological process: muscle contraction; actin filament organization.
CUACUAAAAAUUCAAAAUACUUUACAUCUGUUCUAUAAAAUAUAUAUUUAAAAAAUUUUUAAUAUUUGAAUAUAAAAAUAGUAAAAAAUAUAUAAAAAUAUAAUAUAAUAAAAAUUAGAAAAAUUGAUAUUUAAUUAGAAAAAAAAUUCUUAAUAUAAAAGAAAGUGGAAUUUUAUGGAUUGGUGGAAAACAGUGAAAAUUAUAUUUAAAAAGGAAAAAAGUUUAAUUUAAUGAAGUUUUGUUGAAUUUAACUAAAGUUGUGAAUAAAAAAAAAUUUGGUACAAUGAAUGCAAUAAAAAAAAGAUUGCAAACACUAAAGAUCGAGAAAGAUCUUGCUCUAGAAAGAGCGGAUGCUUGCGAUCAACAGUCUAAAGAAGCCAAUAGACGAGAAGAAAAAUUAAUGGAUGAAGUGUGUGCAUUAAUGAAAAAAUUAUCACAAAUGCAACAGGAUUUAAAAAUCAAUAAAUCACAAUUGAUUCAAUCUAAUUUAAAUUUAGAAAGAAAGGAGAGAGCUUUUAUGAUGGCACAAUCUGAAUUGGCGAUGCUAAAUAGAAAAAUGCAACAAUGUAUGGCAAAUCUAGAAAAGUCUGAGGAACGUCGAUUGGCUGCUCAAGCCAAACUUGCACAAGCUUUAGAAACUGCUGAAGAUGCCAAAAGAAUAUGUAAAGUUUUGGAAACAAGAAGCAAACAGGAUGAGGACAGAAUGGACAAUUUAACAGCACAAUUGAAGGAAGCGAGAAUAAUUGCCGAAGAUGCAGACAACAAAUCAGAUGAAAUUUCACGAAAAUUAACAUUUGUUGAGGAUGAAUUGGAAAUUGCUGAAGAUAGAGUAAAAUCCAGUGAAGCGAAAAUCGCUGAACGUGAAGACGAACUUUUUAUUGUUGGUAAUAUUCUCAAAUCUUUGGAAGUAUCCGAGGAGAAGGCAAAUCAAAGGAUCGAAGAAUUUAAAGAUCAAUUGGAUAAUCUUACGGCAAAACUAAAUGAGGCAGAAAAACGUGCUAUUUUUGCUGAAAAGUCGGUGAAACUUUAUUUGAAAGAAUUGGACAAUCGAGAAGAUCGACUACGUAGAGAAAAAGAAAAAUUCAAGUACAUGUGUGACGAUUUGGAUUCAACUUUUGCAGAUUUGACUGGUUAUUAAAAAAUCAUUGUCUACAUGAAUAAACAAAAAAUUUGAAUAAAAAGAUGGAAAGAAAAUGGUUAAA